CUCUGCGUCUGCGGCCGAGCGGGAGCGAACGAGCGAAGGCGGCCGGUUGGAGCGGCGGCUCAGGAGCCUCCUUUGGCGGCGGAGUGGAAGCGGGCAGCCGGCGUUCUCUUCCCAAGAGGAGGACUCGGAGGGCUGCUUGACCCCCGAAAUGGAAGCCCAGGCGGAAGGUCUGUUGCAAAGACAAGUAUUACAUGAAGCAGAUGAAGACAUGGUCACCGAUGUUGAUUUUACCAGUAUGAUUUCUGAGGAAGAACGAGAAGAGUUAAAAAUAGAACUUGAAAAGCUUGAGGAUGAAAUUGCAACUUUGCGUCAAGUGUUAGCAGCUAAAGAGAAGCAUCUUAUAGAAAUAAAGCAAAAGCUUGGCAUCAACAUGAUGAAUGAACUGAAACAGAACUUUAGCAAGAGCUGGCAUGAUGUGCAGACAACUACUGCGUAUAAGAGGACACAGGAGACUCUGAGUCAAGCAGGGCAAAAGGCCACAGCCGCUAUCAGCAAUGUUGGAACAGUCAUAAGUAAGAAGUUUGGAGAUAUGAGGCCUAAUGAGCAUAUAGGAUAUGUUGUUUUCCAUCUGGCUGUAAAGCAAAAAGAUCGGGGUGAGUAUAACUGACCCUUUUAUUAUGCCUCUACUUGGUUUGCAGUAUGGGUCUCAGCACUUGGGAUGCUGGUAACAGACAACUGAAAUCCUAAGUGGUUAUACACUUGUUAUAGAAGGCUAAUGGCAAAUGGUUAUUUAUACAUACUGAGCUAUAUCCUUGUUGAAUGAUGAAGAUGUCAAGAGAACAGCUAAAUAAAAUUGAAAUUUGAUUACACAAGAAAGAGUAUACUUUCAGAUCAGUUAAAAGGAAAGUGUAUUCUUAAUUUUUGUAUCAAUUAACAGGUAACAGUUUAGACAUAAUUUGAAUAGCAACCAAAUUCAGGAUUUGACAUGAACUGCAUAAGCAGAUGGGUCCAUUUACUGAACUAAUUUCAAUCUACAGUAUAUGGCUUGCCUUCUAACAUGUCAUUUUUUAAAAUACUAGUAAAUAUAUUUAUGAACUACUACUUUGCCUGGCCACGCGUUGCUGUGGCUUAUGGGAAUCAUUUGUUAGCCAGGUGGAAUAGCAGUGAAUAGCCUUGCAGCCUCAAAGCCUGGCCGUUUUCUAGAGUACCUGGAGUAGCACCCUCAAUCAAAGAGCCGCUUUGAAGCCUGGCUACUUCCUUUGUAAGGGAAUCAUUGUUUGGCCAGAUUGAAUUGCACUGAAUAGUCUUGCAGCUUAAAAGCCUGGCUGCUUUCUACCUUGCAGAAUCCUUGGUUGGCCAGUUUGAAUAGCAAUUAAUAGUCUUGGUGUGGCAGGUAUGACUGCUGCAAUUAGACACCUUGAUUAGCAUUUAAUGGCCUUGCAGCUUCAAAGCCUGGCUGCUUCAUGCCUGGGGGAAUGCUUUGUUGGGAAGUGUUAGCUGGCCCUGAUUGUUUCCUUUCUGGAAUUCCCAAUUUCCCUGCUUUCAGAGUGUUGCUCUUUAUUUAUUAUCCUGAUUUUAGAGAUUAUAUUGUUUUGUAUUAUUAUACCACAGUAAUUAUUUCAUAUUAUAGUUAUAAUCUUAUAUUAUCUGCGUAGAAGUGGAUUAUAUGAGGCUCCUUCUACAUAGCUGUAUAAAAUCCACACUGAAGUAGAUUAUAUGACAGUUUGGACUCAAGAUAAUCCAGUUCAAAGCAGAUAAUAUAAGAUAAAUGGUAAUAUAGCUGUUUGAGUCUACACUGCCAUAUAAUCCAGUUCAAAUCAGAUAAUCUGUCUUUUUUAGGCAGUGUGGAUCAGGCCUAAGUGCACUCUGCCUCUGCCCUGGGUGCCAUUUUGGCUGAGGGAGUUGCUAGGAUACGAAGGGGGUGGGGCCUAAAGGCAGAGGGGGUGGGGGUUAAAGGCAGCAGAGCCUACUUUUCUAACCGGCAGUUAAGGGGAGAAAGGCUCUUCCUCAUCCUCUGUAAUUUGGACUAUUUUUCUAGAUUUUUUGAUUGAAAGACAUAUUUUGGAUGGCUAUGUCUUUUGUGGCCAAAUUUGGUGUGAUUUGGUUUAGUGAUUUUGUUGUUUACUCCAUAGUAAAACGAACAUUGCAUUUUUAUAUAUAUAGAUUGAAUAUAUUACACCAAAUUGUAUUUGCUGCUGGCAUAAGUUUGAAGCUUAUGUUGUUGCAUUACAUCUGUUCAUUCUUAUGGAGUUUGCUUGAAAUUUCUCCAUAUAUCCUAUUGCAUUACCAACACCAGCAGUACUUGUUUGAUUGCUCCCCACACAGAAAACCAUUUAGUGUUGCCAGGUCACCCAUACUUCUAAUUUUGCAUUAUAAUCCUGUAUUAUGAGUAAUCUUAUAAGUAACUGGUUUUACUAAAGUAACUAAACCAUUAAGUUGCAUCUGUUGCAAUUUAUUUGAUGGAGCUGAAACCAUGAGCCAGUAACAAGGAUUGUAAUGAUUAAUACUUUGAAGCUGCCUUUCUGUUCCCUCUUGUGUUGUUUAUUUAGGUGGAUAAAUACAGUCUUCACUCUCAGUUCCUUUGAUAUUACUUUGUUCUUCAGGGAUGAAAUAAUAAUUUUUGUUUUGUUAUAUUCCAUCCCUAUUAACAGAGUUUGAAGCUAGGAUUCUUCAUGUUAAGUUCUUCUGUGCAUGUAAAAUUACAUGAAAUGUGAUGCGGACUUCAAUAACAGGCAUGGAUUACUUAGAUUAUUGUGGUUAAUUGUGAGUACUUUUGGGGCUUGUUUCAAACUGGAUUAUGCUCUUAUCAUCAACCUCACUCUGAGGUUGCAGCUGGUGGGAACAUGCUUCCUUUGUACACUUUUGUUCAUGAUCCCUACAGGCAGCUUUGUGACAAAAGUGCCAGCAAUUGUGAUGUACACAGAUUCACCAACAUUGAUUAUUCAGAUAUUCAUAUUAUGGAAAAUGUCAAGCCAACUUCAAAACAUAACUGAAAAGGGUUGUGUGAACUUACCAAUGUUAAGCACUUACGUAGAGCAAGGUUGAGCAAAGCAAUGCUUUUCAGCAGUCUUUUUGAGGGCUCCAAGGGCUACCAAGCACCCCAGAUUUUGUGGCAUAACAGUGUUUAGUCAGUCUCUUUUCUUAAAUUGCCUACUCCCUUUUUGUUUUGUAUUGUUUAUGCCUUCUUCCAACUGAAUUGGAAUCCUCAUAAACCUGAAUUAAAAUAUUCUACUUCCCAAAUGUUUUUGAAAAUUGGAGGAGCUCCUGUCAGUUGCCCAUCUAUUUUGUAGAAGUCUCUUGCCAGUCAUUCAAGGAAGUGUUUCAUAAUAGCCAGGAUUUAGAUGGGGUACUUCAUUGCCAUGAAUUUUACUGAAUCUCUCAGGUGACUUCCGAUGUAUGCAGCGCUAUUGGCUUCAACACCAUUCAUUGAUAAAUAAUGUGCAAGUCUCUUAUUACAGCAUGCACACAGACCAAUUUAAUGGGAAAGAGCUAAAUUUAUAUAAAUGUCAUCUUAACACUUCUGGUUUUGAGUAUUCUAUGCCAGGUUAUGAAAAGUUUUGCAUAGCAAUAUGCUACUGCUUAACUCUUCUUAAUUUUUCCUUAUGCUGCUG
Messenger RNA from Anolis carolinensis (green anole), 3551 nucleotides. It is a transcript of the gene tpd52l1, whose product is annotated as TPD52 like 1. Gene Ontology annotation, cellular component: cytoplasm. The transcript has 5 exons. Bases 149 to 607 code for a protein of 152 amino acids. The record is from RefSeq and is a predicted model, not a curated record. NCBI's taxonomy places the organism in Eukaryota, Metazoa, Chordata, Lepidosauria, Squamata, Anolidae. Gene Ontology annotation, biological process: positive regulation of MAP kinase activity; positive regulation of apoptotic signaling pathway.